Messenger RNA from Olea europaea var. sylvestris, 986 nucleotides. Its product is annotated as cysteine-rich repeat secretory protein 55-like. The transcript has a single exon. NCBI's taxonomy places the organism in Eukaryota, Viridiplantae, Streptophyta, Magnoliopsida, Lamiales, Oleaceae. Bases 40 to 831 code for a protein of 263 amino acids. The record is from RefSeq and is a predicted model, not a curated record.
GCAAGCAAGCAAGCUUUUAGAUAAAUUGCAAGUGAAACCAUGAGCUCCAUACACCAUUUUCUUUUCCUAUUCUUCCUAUGCCUUUGGAUUGCAGAAUCUGCAGAUCCAUCGGGCCAGUUCUGUAACAACAGUACUAAAAUAAGCAGUACCCAAAUAUCCAAAAACAUAGAUACCCUAUUGCCCAAGUUAGUAUCAGGCACGUCUCAAUACGGGUUCAUUAAAACCUCGUACGGUGAAGGCGAAGCGCAAGUCUACGGCCUGGCACAAUGCAGAGGAGACGUGAGCAGCGAAGACUGCUCGACUUGCAUCCACGAUGCAGCAGACGAAAUCCGUAAGCGAUGUCCAAACCAAUCUGACUCUAGAAUUUGGUAUGAAUAUUGCUUUUUGAGGUAUAGUACACGGAAUUUCUUCGGACAAGUCGAUACAGGUUUUGGGAUUUACUAUUACAAUGUUCAGAACGUGACAGAUCCUGAUCCUGAUACAUUUAAUAAAGAAUUAGGUGCCCUGAUGGAUAAGAUUAGAUCAGAGGCUGUUUUGCCAGCAAACAAAGGGCUUGGAAAAGGAAAGACUAAACUUACACCUUUUAAUACACUUUACGCCUUGGUGCAAUGCACAAGAGAUCUAUCAAAGCAAGGCUGUGCCGAGUGUCUUGCCAUUGCCAUAAGCAACUUUCCGACUUUUUGCAAUGACAAGAAAGGGUGUCGAGUUUUAUACAGCAGUUGCUAUCUUAGAUACGAACUUUAUCCCUUCUACUUUCCUCUUGAUUCACAGGACUCGACCUUACUUGGUGCCUCUAAGAAUUAUCAUUCACACACAGUUUAUAAACCUUAAUAUGUAAUUCAAAGGUUUUCGAGUACUUCUGCGUGGAUCAGAUGUGGACUCUGGACUGCUUCCACAAAUUAUUUGUGUAAUGUGUUUUUUAUUUAAAUAAAACUGGCGAGAACCCUAUCCAUGUAUAAAUACUAUAUGUAUACGCGAUUUUAUAA